UAGAAUUAAGGCAUGUGAAUCCAUUUCUUAGUAUUAAUUUUUGCGUGAUGUUAAUUUCAGAUCGUGUAGAAUGACUUCGGAACCACUUUGGUCAAGAAAUAAAAAUGGUGAAUACUGUCUAAUAUUUCCUAAUAAACAUGCCGUUAGUUUCAAUGAAAUAAAAAGAAUAUUUUCAAAAUUUGGAAAUGUUACACAAAUUAAAGUAGCAGGUAAUAAAACGGGAUUUCAUUUUAUACAAUAUUUAACUUUAAAUGAAGUAGAAAGGGCAAUCAAUGGAUUAAAAGAACAUGCAACUAUUAAACUUGUACUACAUCGGCCACAGUGCUAUUCACAAUCAAAUUGUAAUGUUAAAAGGAAAGUGCAAGUACAUACAAUACAAAAUGAUCAAACUUCCAAAAUGGAAAAUCAAGGAAAGAGUAAUAAUACCAUACAAUUGGGGCAUAAAGUUAAAACAGAAAAACUUUUAAUUGAAAAUUCAGAAUGUGUAAAUAGUGAUAAUAAUAUCCCAUGUGGUAGUGAUAAUUCAAUUAAUAGCUAUUAUUUAAAUGGACAAUAUUUGUCAGGAAGUGAAAGAAUUUAUGCUAAAAGUAUGAAUGAUGAUAGUAAUACUAUGGGUAAACAAGAAGUCAAACCAAAGCAUUUAAAUAGUAAUAUUGAAAUAUGCGAGUAUAAUUCAGAGAAUGAAACAGAUUAUACCAAAACUGAUGAUGAUAUUCCCAAUCUUGUUAAAAGAACCAAUUCAAAUGCAAUAUCCAAAAUACAAAUUUUGGAUGCAGAAGCAAUUAUAGUAGCCAAUAUUCAUGAAAAUUAUGGUUGCGGAUAUAUUUUGCACUUAUUUGAACAUGCUAGGCCAUUAGCCAUCAGUUAUAUUACAUUAUUGCCAAACAGUAAUACUCGUUAUUGUUAUGUUUAUUUUGAAACAUUGAAAGACACGAUAGAAAUUGAACAGCACUUUGAUAAGUACAAUUUGUCUGGAAAAAAAUUAAUUGUAUUAAGACCUUCUAGAUUGAUAGAAGAAGCUAUGAGCAAUUGAAA
Molecule: messenger RNA, 1035 nt
Organism: Ceratosolen solmsi marchali
Lineage: Eukaryota; Metazoa; Arthropoda; Insecta; Hymenoptera; Agaonidae
Exons: 1
Coding region: 71-1033 (320 amino acids)
Molecular function (GO): RNA binding
Source: RefSeq, a predicted model, not a curated record